UAUUUCAAGACGUAACUGAAGGCAAACGGAUAAGCUUCUGGCAUUCAAGUACUUGUUUUUGGAAAAAAGAAGCGAUUCGUUGGAUUCGCGAUGCUUGCUUUUGCACUUCGUGGAAUUGUCCUCGUGGCUGUACUCAGUUGGUACAGUACCAGUAUAUGGAAGAUGAUCGACGGCUACUUCAAGAACAGAUUCGACAAGUACUUGAAAGAGGAAUUUGAGAAGAAUCCGAGAAUGAGGGCGGAUAUGGCGCAGAAAGUGCCUCCGGUGGAAGUUCAUACUCCCCAGGAGUUUUUGGAUUCCUGUCAACUCGAUUCGUGUCCGGUCGAUAAGGCAGUGGCACUUGAGGGAGAUAAAAUUUCAUCGAUAUCACCUUCAAUAUUGGAGGAAAACGUGUCGAAUGUCGCGGAUGAUAAUCUCAGGAUGGAGGAGAGUAAAGAGGAAAGCGAUAGGAGUGCAUACCGCGUGUCUUCAGGUGCGAAGCGUGAGAAAUCGAGAAAAAUUAUUUUGCAGAGUCAGGAGUCACCGAAGGGCAAGCGGAAAAAAGUCAAAACAAUAACGCUGACAGAGAAGGACUUUGAAGAGGUCAAGAAGAAAAUGGCCAUUGAGGAUGACGACUUCACCGAGUUUGAGGAUGAAGAAACACCUGAGGGUAUUCUUGUAUCGAAACUGGGCUUCAAGCCAAAAGCGGAUAUUGGGAAUCUUGAUAGAGUUACUGAGGACGAAUUUUGUCCUAUCAGUUUGGAGUACGAGGGUGACUGCAGUGAAACCAAAACGUGGCCAUAAAUCGAUGGCCUUUCAGUCUUCAAUCUAAUUUCGUGUGGAUGAAUAAUGAAGUGGAUGAGUCAGAAUUUGUUAUUCUCAGUGCGAGUGCUUUUGUGAGGUAAAUGCUGAUGGGUAUUGGAAAAAAAAAUUUACACAAGUUGUAACUGUACGAAUGGCUCACGGAAACUUCCGGCGGAAGCAAUCGAUGUCACACGCUUGCUAGCUCUUCAAUCUUGAAAAGAUGUCUUUUAUCUCGUGAUGAACGAGGGUUUGCUAUUUGUCGGGAUAAUCAUACUCGCCUUUUCCUGCUGUUCAAUGGAAAUUACUAUUUUAACAAAGGGAAUUUUAUUGUCAGUUCGUUAUAUGAAUUAGCACGAGAAAAUUGAAGCUUUGAAAUUGAAAAUUCUGAAGAAUUCCAGCAUUUUUGCAGCAAUUACCACUAUAAACACGGGAAUUCUUUAAUUUAUUUGAUUUUUUUAUUUAAUAUGAAUAUUUGAUGUGAAUUGGCGCCGAAGUGUAUUAAAUUCUCAAAAAAACCUGAAAUUUAAUCAUUUCUCCAAUAAAAAUCAAUUUGAUAUAAAAAAAAUCAUACAAAAAUUACGAUGAAAUUAUUUGGAAAAACUUCAUUGUUUGUAAUUAAUUCAAUUUGUUAAUAAUCCUAUUAUCGAUGAAUAAAUGCUAUGAAAAAACUUCGAAUGGGAAUCGGCAUUUGAGUUUCAGGCGGAAUCAGUCAGAAAUUUCCCAGAUCAUUUGAUUUAUCUGUAAUUGUUUUCAAUGUUUACUGGAGAAUUAAAAAAUUAAAAAAAUUAAAACACUUUGUGUCGCUAUUCCACUGGAAUGACCGGUCUCUCGUACGAUAUUUUUAAUUACCGAUAAUUAUUGUCAAUCGUCUUAUCAAUGAAUGAAUAAUAUGUCUCGUAAGAAUAUCAAGAAUAAUUAGUGGAAAAAAUAGAGUGACGUCAUUGUACGUGCAAGCAUUGGCAAAAAUGAAUUGAGUAUCUCCUGUUUUUGAUUAAAAACCGGAUUCUUUCAUGACCGAACCGCGCAUUCAUUACGCACUGAGUAUGAGUUCCAGCUUCAAAACAUAAUAAAGAACACUCAUUUUUCUUGUUGUAUUAACAUUGAAAGCACUUCCCACCGGAUAAAUAUGCGAUGCGAGUACACAAAGACCAAAAAUGGAUUAGCCUUGCAGGUGCUACUGAAUAAGAAUAACCGAUUAAUCGCAGUCAAUGUCAAAUGCUAAUUAUCGUACAUCAACCGAGAAUUGUUCAUCAUAAGAAGAGAAAAAUUUGGAGAAUUCAUGACGGUCGUGCCAAGGACAAUCUGCGACCACAUUUUUUCACGAUUUCCAUGGGUUCUAACGAUUUCAUGAACCAGAAAUCAAGACUUUGAAAUUUAUUCAGGAAAAAAAUGUACCAAACAUAUUUUUCUAAAAUUUGUAUUUUUCAAAUGACUUUAGGAUUGAAAUUUUAAGGAAUUUCUAACGGCCCAUCUCGAAAUUCUUUUGAUAAAAAAAUAAUGAACGAAUUGGGUAUUAAUUUUUAAAAUACUUUCUCUGAUUAACGGAUGGAAAUCGUUGGGAAUUUCGGAAUUGAAGAAGAGCAAUUUAUCCAUUAUUUUAUAAAGGUUCUUCCAAUCGUGAAUUCUCCAUUUUUUUAGAUGUUUCAAAUCCUUUCUAACGGUAGACAUUGGAGAAUCUGAGAGGAGGGCACUUUGCGCCCCUGUUCCCAGGCUAGCACUAAAAUUUUUCUAGAGAAUUUCUCUCCAUGUAAUUCAAGUUUCCUCGAUUGAGCAUCAGUUUUUAAAAAAUCGUAGUUACAUAUUUUUUUUAAACAAAUUGCCUCAAAAAUUUAUAUUCUUUCUCCCUAAUUUAAUGUUACCGAAUAUAAACUAAAAAACAAUUGUGAAAAAUGUAUCUAGAUUUUGUUACUCAAAAUUCAAUUCUAUUUCUGGUUUCUACAACAGUAACGAUGAUUAGAAAUAAUGAAAGUUCCCUAAAUUGAAUUUUCUUAAUUUCCUUUCUUAAACAAUUCGACCUUGAAUGGAAUUGAAAUAAAAAACUCCCGAUAAUGUGCAAAUAUUUAUUAAGAAUAUUGCAGAGCUCAUGAAGGUCGUGCCAACAACAAUCCACAACCACUUGUGAAUAUGCAUCGAGAGUAAUAAUUAUUCGUACCAAUAAGUAGAUAUAUUCAUCUGCGCAAAAAAAGUGAGAAAAGAAUUUAGAUGGGAAUAUCGCGAAGAGAUAGGCAUUCUGGACUCAAGUAUAUUUACAUGGCAGAUUUUCUGCUUGUAUGCUACACUGAAUCGAAUCAAAAUAUUGCUUUCUUGUUUGCCAUCCUGGCGCUAAUAUAAGAAAUUUGUUUUCCUC
Messenger RNA from Fopius arisanus, 3130 nucleotides. RefSeq lists its product as uncharacterized. Bases 91 to 783 code for a protein of 230 amino acids. The record is from RefSeq and is a predicted model, not a curated record. NCBI's taxonomy places the organism in Eukaryota, Metazoa, Arthropoda, Insecta, Hymenoptera, Braconidae. The transcript is spliced from 2 exons.